Messenger RNA from Prorocentrum cordatum, 642 nucleotides. The record is from the annotation of a GenBank genome assembly. NCBI's taxonomy places the organism in Eukaryota, Dinophyceae, Prorocentrales, Prorocentraceae.
GGGGUGGCGGGGUUUUGGAUGCAUCGUGGAGUUGGCUGAACCACAAGGUGCUUCACGGAUUCCCAUGGUGUUCCACAGUACGGAUGGUGUGAGUAAUCGCGCGCUGGACAGAGGCGUCAGAACGCCAACUGACCUUUGGGGAGGCCAUGUUGCCGUUCACUGGCGGCAUUCCAGGCCCCAACGUGAUGUGCACGUUCUCACCAGAUGACACGCUCAUGUUGUGCAGCGGCGUCGACACGCAUUUGUCGCAGUUCGAGGUGGCCUCCGGGCGGGCCUUCCCCGAGCGCUUCCCGCUGCGCGACCCGGCGCACCGGGACCGCUACCGCCGCUCGGCGUACAUGGCGGGCGGCGGGCACUUCGCAACGGCGGCGACGGAGGAGUCGCACCUCAGCGUGCUGUCGGUCCACGGCAGACCCGUGGCCUCCGUCGACCUGCGCGGGCUCGCGUUCGAGGAGCCCUGGUCGUCCCGCGACGACGGGCAGAUGUUUGUCCAGUCGCUCCGCGCCCACCCGGAAGCUCCUCAGCGGCUGGCGGUCCUGGUUUCGCCCCAGCACAGCAAGCGCUCGUGCGUGGUGAUCGCGGACCUCGACGUGCCAGAGCUGCGAGCGUCGCUGUAGCAUAGCAGGAAGGAGGGACGGAGGA